UCACAUAAAGGUUCGUGAUGAUAUUGAGUAAUGGAAGAAGACACGUACGUUAUCAACUAAAUUGAUAGUUUAAAGACAAAGUGGAUUAACAAGAAUAAUCUUUAUUGACGGAAAACCUCCAUCAAACUUACUUUCUUUUCCCAACAAUUCCCAUUCAUAUUUCACUAUUUUUCCCCAUUUCUCCUCCAUAUUACAGACUAUCAAUUAUUUCUUUUUUUAAAAAAAUUAUGGUUAAUUUGAGUUAAAAAAAAAAAAAAAAACUUGAAUUCCAAUAAGUUCAUAUACUUUCCUUUUCCUCGGGAAAAGAAAAAUCAUACACUUUUUAUAUCUAAUAGAGUAUGGUGCCUUUCAUGAUAUACUGAAUUUUUUUUUUUUGAACAAAAUUCAUAAUAUACUAAUCCAUCCAGUAUAAAUAUACAUUAGAUUAAAUAGAGUCAAUUUUUGCUAAUCCAAAUCAUACUAGGACUAUACACAUCAUCAAUCAUCCAGUUAUAUUUUAACAUAUAUCUUGUUCAUACUUCUAAAAAUAAUAAUAAUAAAAAAAAAAAAAAAUUGUUGUAGAAACACCUAUUCAUACCAGGACUCAUACAUUCACGCCUAUAUAAACCUCCCUUCCAACACCUUCUCUUCAUAACACAACAAACAUCCUUAAUCCUUUCCCUAUUCUCCAAACAUCUUUAAUCCUUUCCUUUCCCAACAUUCAAAUCUCUCUUCUAACUUCUCCGACAACCAUGAAAUUCCGGCAAACAUCCGCCGUGUUAACCACCAUCCUUUUCUCUCUCCUCCUCUCACCACUAGCGUUAGCCGCGACGGAGCGGACUGACGCAGAGAUCAUGGGCUUGUACAAAAAGUGGCAGGCCCAUCACAGAAAGGCCCGAAACGGCCUGCCAACCCCAGAUGAUCAAAAGAGGUUUGAGAUAUUUAAAGAUAACUUGAAUUUCAUUGACGAGCAUAACUCUGUGGACCGGACUUACAAACUUGGGCUUAACAAGUUUGCUGAUCUGACUAAUGAAGAGUACCGGUCCAGGUUCUUGGGUACCAGGCCCAAGUCCAUUAGUAUUAACCGGAAGGUUAGCCUUCGUUACUGGCCUCUUCCCGGUGACCGCUUGCCUAUUGACGUCGAUUGGAGGAAAACUGGUGCUGUUAACCACGUCAAAGAUCAAGGCCAAUGUGGUAGUUGCUGGGCAUUCUCAACGGUAGCAACCGUAGAAGCCAUCAACCAAAUUGUGACAGGCAACCUGACCUCCUUGUCCGAGCAAGAGCUCGUCGACUGUGACCGAGCUGUUGAUCAGGGCUGCAAUGGCGGUCUCAUGGACAACGCCUUUCAAUUUAUCCUUGAGAAUGGCGGUCUAGACACCGAGGAAAGUUAUCCUUACAAAGGUGUUGAUGGCCAGUGUGAUCUUAAUAGGAAGAACAACAAAGUUGUGAGCAUUGACGGAUAUGAAGAUGUCCAGCCUUACAGCGAGAAAGCUUUGAAGAAAGCUGUUGCUCACCAGCCUGUUAGCGUUGCUAUUGAGGCUGGUGGCAGAGCUCUCCAGCUCUACCAAUCUGGUAUAUUUAAUGGCCACUGUGGUACUCAACUCGACCACGCUGUAGUGGUGGUUGGAUAUGGAACGGAGAAUGGGAAAGACUACUGGAUAGUUAGGAAUUCAUGGGGCAGUGGAUGGGGUGAGGAAGGAUACUUUAGGAUGCGCCGCAACACCCAUACUUUCACAGGCAAAUGUGGGAUAGCAAUGCAGCCAUCUUACCCUGUAAAGCUAACCAAAGAACCCAUCAAGCCUUUCUCCGUUGUCGAAAGUGAUGAUGGUAAAGUAAGCAGCUUCUGAAGAAAGAAGCUAGGAAUUAUUAAGGAAGUGGUUGAAAAUAUGAAGGGGAUUACUAUUUUUAAGCUCUUCUAAGAAGCCACUUUAAUUCGAAACCAAGAAUUAUUUCCUGUUUUAGAGUAUUAAUAGGAGCCUACAUGGCUGCCUCUAUUUGUGUAUAUAAGCCUAAAGUUUUAGAUUGCAUCUCCUGGGGAAAAAAUACAGAGGAUGUUGCAAGCUUUUUAGUAGUUUAGGGUUCAUUUGACAUCGCUGCAGUUUUCUGUUUUUUAAUUUUUUGUUUUUCAAAAUCAUAAGAUAUAUGCCAUAUAAUGAAUAAAAAAUUAGUCAAACUUAUUAAUAUCAUGGUAAUUUUAACGAUGCCAAAUAAGCCCUAGCUCUCAGUUUCUUUUAAUUAAUGAAAGGUCACUUCUUUUCUAUUUCAUAUA
Molecule: messenger RNA, 2248 nt
Organism: Chenopodium quinoa (quinoa)
Lineage: Eukaryota; Viridiplantae; Streptophyta; Magnoliopsida; Caryophyllales; Amaranthaceae
Product: cysteine proteinase COT44-like
Exons: 4
Coding region: 732-1826 (364 amino acids)
Cellular component (GO): lysosome
Molecular function (GO): cysteine-type endopeptidase activity
Source: RefSeq, a predicted model, not a curated record